AUGGGAAAUUCUAUUAUUAUUAACAACGGAUUCGUACAGAUCCUGACCCUUCGCAUCCAGUCACCUAUUGAUUCCCCUAGUCCUGUCACUCUGGAUCAUGAUGACAAUACCCCUUCAGAUCCUCGUUCGCAGUAUCACCCAACACGAACUGUUUCCGGCCAACCUUUGAGAAACGAGUUCGGUGAUUUAGAUGUUGAUGACGGUAGGACAGUGUUGAAAUGGGCUGUUGGUCUAAGCAAGUUCUUUGAUCACUAUCGGGGAAUUAAGGAUUUCGUCUUGGACAAGGAAACUGGAGAUGGUAGGAUUAGUAGAAGUCUUGCCCCUAACCCAGAAAUUUAUGCAGGUAAUUUGUGUGAUGAUCUAGCAUUAAUUCUUCAGGAGCAGAAGAUGCCUAAGGGGAAAAUUGCAACGAAGCAAACUGAGUUGGAACUCAGUGAGAUCUGGGAUUACCUUCGCAAAUACCCGUUCCUUAAUCUCGAAGAAAUUAUGGAGGAAAUUCUUGUUGACUUAGUUAAGACGAUAUUCAAGUCUGAAAGUGUUGGUGCUUUUACUCACGAGAUGCAAAGCUUCGAGACAAAAUUAGACAAUCCAGUUCAUAACUUCAUUAAUAAAUUAGGAGGAUUGUUGUAG
This is a messenger RNA of Hemisphaericaspora subhashii, 630 nucleotides long. RefSeq lists its product as uncharacterized. The record is from RefSeq and is a predicted model, not a curated record. Bases 1 to 630 code for a protein of 209 amino acids. NCBI's taxonomy places the organism in Eukaryota, Fungi, Ascomycota, Pichiomycetes, Serinales, Debaryomycetaceae. The transcript has 2 exons.